Messenger RNA from Penicillium brevicompactum, 948 nucleotides. RefSeq lists its product as uncharacterized. Gene Ontology annotation, molecular function: kinase activity. The transcript is spliced from 6 exons. The record is from RefSeq and is a predicted model, not a curated record. Bases 1 to 948 code for a protein of 315 amino acids. Lineage: Eukaryota; Fungi; Ascomycota; Eurotiomycetes; Eurotiales; Aspergillaceae.
AUGACCUUGAUCGCGAUAGGAGCCUGUUACAUUGACACAAUCCUGACAGUACCUUACUAUCCAGAGGAAGAUGAGAAACUACGUUCAUCCAGUCUAUCCCGCCGCAGGGGCGGAAACUGCCCGAAUAGUCUAGAGGUCAUGGGCCAAUUGCUGCAACAUGGCCCCACGAUAGACAGAUCUUCACUGAAUCUAAUCUCGGUCCUACCAUCAUCAUCUUCAGUUUUGUCCAAUGGCAUCCAGAAAGGUCUUGGAGAUCUUGUGCGGAUCGAAAAUUGUAUCUAUCGUGAACAAUUCGCCGAGCCAGCAUCGAGCUACAUCAUUAUGAGCGAGGCUUCCGGCAGUCGAACAAUUGUCAAUUAUAAUGAGCUACCGGAAAUGAACCAUGCUGAAUUCAUGUCUGCGGUUGAGCCUGUUCGAGGUGCGACCGAUGUGCCAUGGUUUCAUUUCGAGGGUCGUAUGCCGAGCUUGACGCUUGAUUAUAUUCAGUAUAUUCGCGAUUCUUUCCCAGGGGCCACUGUCAGUGUUGAGGUUGAAAAACCAGGCCGUCAAGGCUUGCAGCAUUUGGCCGAGAUGGCAGAUGUUGUGAUUUACUCGAAAGGCUGGGCCCAAGGCAAUGGAUACACAUCCGCUGAAGAUUGCCUAAGAAAGCAAAUGCCAAAGACCCCUAAGGCGUCAUUGCUAUGUUGUACUUGGGGCCAUGAUGGUGCUGCAGCACUUGAGCCAAAGACCGGGAAAUUUGCCCAUGUUCCGGCACACACCGACCAGCAGGUCAUUGAUACAAUCGGUGCUGGAGAUACGUUUAUAGCUGGGUUGUUAUACGGGCUGAUCUAUCGCAGCAAUGAUUGGGACUUCCAAAAGAGGUUGAAAUUUGCAAACCGCUUGGCUGGCCUGAAGGUAGGACAAAUUGGUUUCGCAAACCUGCAUCGGGCAUUGGGCCUGCCAUAUUAA